Molecule: messenger RNA, 2231 nt
Organism: Gavia stellata (red-throated loon)
Lineage: Eukaryota; Metazoa; Chordata; Aves; Gaviiformes; Gaviidae
Gene: SMURF1
Product: SMAD specific E3 ubiquitin protein ligase 1
Exons: 17
Biological process (GO): negative regulation of BMP signaling pathway; ubiquitin-dependent protein catabolic process
Molecular function (GO): protein binding; ubiquitin protein ligase activity
Source: RefSeq, a predicted model, not a curated record
AUGAGUGCCGGAAAGCUUUUUUUUUAAAUGGUUUUAAGAUUUCUUUAUCUGAUACUUUGUUUUGCAGUAUUAUGUGCCAAGAAUCUUGCAAAGAAAGAUUUCUUCAGACUUCCUGACCCAUUUGCAAAAAUAGUUGUUGAUGGGUCAGGUCAGUGCCAUUCAACUGACACUGUGAAGAACACAUUGGACCCCAAAUGGAACCAACAUUAUGAUCUAUACGUUGGGAAGACAGAUUCCAUAACCAUCAGCGUAUGGAACCAUAAAAAAAUCCACAAGAAACAGGGAGCUGGCUUCCUGGGGUGUGUCCGACUCCUCUCCAAUGCCAUCAGCAGGCUAAAAGAUACUGGAUACCAGCGUUUGGAUCUAUGCAAACUAAAUCCCACGGACACCGAUGCUGUACGAGGCCAAAUAGUGGUCAGUUUACAGACGCGGGACAGAAUAGGCACAGGAGGUUCUGUAGUAGACUGUAGAGGGCUUUUGGAGAAUGAAGGUUUCCCCAUUUUCAGAACGGUUUAUGAAGAUUCUGGACCAGGAAGGCCGCUGAGCUGUUUUAUGGAGGAACCAGCACCGUAUACAGACACUACGGGGGCUGCUGGCGGAGGCAACUGUCGCUUCGUAGAGUCCCCCAGCCAAGAUCAGAGGCUUCAGGCACAGCGACUUCGGACUCCUGAAGUCAGAGGUCAUGUACAGACACCUCAGAACAGACCGCAUGGUCACCAGUCGCCUGACCUACCAGAAGGCUACGAACAAAGAACAACGGUACAGGGACAGGUUUAUUUUUUGCACACACAGACUGGAGUUAGCACAUGGCAUGACCCUAGAAUACCAAGAGACCUUAACAGUGUGAAUUGUGAUGAACUAGGACCUUUGCCUCCAGGUUGGGAAGUUAGAAGUACAGUUUCAGGAAGAAUAUAUUUUGUAGAUCAUAACAACAGAACCACACAAUUCACAGAUCCACGACUACAUCACAUCAUGAACCAUCAAUGCCAGCUAAAAGAGCCCAGCCAGCAGCCUCUGCCAGCUCCAAAUGAGGGGUCACUAGAAGAUGGUGAGGAGUUGCCUGCACAGAGAUAUGAAAGAGACUUGGUACAAAAGUUGAAAGUUCUUAGACAUGAGCUGUCUCUUCAGCAACCCCAGGCAGGUCACUGUCGCAUUGAAGUAUCCAGAGAGGAAAUAUUUGAGGAAUCCUACCGUCAGAUAAUGAAAAUGAGGCCAAAGGAUUUGAAAAAGAGGCUGAUGGUGAAAUUUCGAGGAGAGGAAGGCCUGGAUUAUGGAGGAGUAGCAAGGGAAUGGUUGUAUUUAUUGUGCCAUGAAAUGUUGAAUCCCUAUUACGGACUCUUCCAGUACUCCACAGAUAAUAUUUACAUGCUGCAAAUCAAUCCAGACUCUUCUAUCAAUCCUGACCAUUUGUCUUAUUUCCAUUUUGUUGGUCGGAUAAUGGGUCUGGCUGUGUUCCAUGGACACUAUAUCAAUGGGGGUUUCACGGUUCCCUUUUACAAACAGCUUCUGGGGAAGCCCAUUCAGCUCUCCGAUCUGGAAUCUGUCGACCCAGAAUUACACAAAAGUUUAGUCUGGAUCUUAGAGAACGAUAUCACCCCAGUUCUGGACCAUACUUUUUGUGUGGAACACAAUGCCUUUGGGCGGAUUUUACAGCACGAACUCAAACCAAAUGGCAGGAAUAUUCCAGUGACAGAAGAGAACAAGAAAGAAUAUGUCAGGUUGUAUGUAAACUGGCGAUUUAUGAGAGGAAUAGAGGCACAGUUCCUGGCUCUGCAGAAGGGUUUUAAUGAACUUAUUCCUCAACAUCUGCUUAAGCCUUUUGACCAGAAGGAACUUGAGCUAAUCAUAGGAGGCCUGGAUAAGAUAGACCUGAACGACUGGAAGUCAAACACACGUCUAAAGCACUGCAUGGCAGAUAGCAAUAUUGUGAAGUGGUUCUGGCAAGCAGUGGAAACAUUUGAUGAAGAAAGGAGGGCAAGGCUGCUGCAGUUUGUGACGGGUUCGACGCGUGUCCCACUUCAAGGUUUCAAGGCUUUACAAGGUUCUACAGGCGCUGCAGGACCCAGACUGUUUACCAUCCAUUUAAUAGAUGCAAACACAGACAACCUUCCAAAAGCCCACACUUGCUUUAACCGGAUUGACAUUCCGCCUUAUGAGUCAUAUGAGAAGCUUUAUGAGAAGCUGUUGACAGCUGUGGAAGAGACAUGUGGGUUUGCUGUGGAGUGAAAAAG